Messenger RNA from Yarrowia lipolytica CLIB122, 1317 nucleotides. RefSeq lists its product as uncharacterized. Lineage: Eukaryota; Fungi; Ascomycota; Dipodascomycetes; Dipodascales. The record is from RefSeq and is a predicted model, not a curated record. Gene Ontology annotation, biological process: negative regulation of gene expression, epigenetic. Gene Ontology annotation, molecular function: protein binding; histone H4K20 methyltransferase activity.
AUGCUGGGUCUGCGAGACGUCUGCUUUGACCCCAUGCUGAGCUCCUACGACUACCAUCCGAUAUCACUAAUGAGCACCGUACCCAACGACCGAGAAAUCGUCCAGGCCGUGGUCGACAUCUGGCGCAAAGACAAGGCCACCGAAAAGCUCGGGGCCGCGAAGCUCACAGGACUGGUGAAGCUGACCCACUCGGACUGGCAGUUGAGUGAAAAGCGAGUCAAGACGGUUAUGAAGGCUGCCAACCUGGGUCUGAACCAGGAAAAGUUCUGCUACGCGGGGUCUAUUAUGUCGCACGCGACUCCAGGGCUCGAUAUGCCUGAAAAAGUGACCCUCAACAUUGCCAAGAACCGAGGCAAGGGCCUAUAUGCCAAGAAGGAUAUCAAGAAGGACGAGGAGCUGUGGAACGAGCAGGCGUUUCUGCUGGUUCCUCCUCUGGAGCAUGUUGGUAUCAUGCGUAAGGGCAUGGGCUGUGCCUUUUGUUCGCGGCCCUUCCAGUCGCACAAUGGAGUGGAAUGUCCGUCUUGUGCUGCCAAGUGGUGCGACAACCAGUGCAAGAAGAAGGACGUCACUCAUGUGGCCAUGUGGCACGAGAGUAGGCAUGGGAAAGUGACGAGGGUGGAGUGGCGUGCCUUUGAGGACUUCUGUGUGGAAAAUGGCUGGAUGGCUCUGUAUGCUCUGGGCCUACUGUGGCUGCGGGUCAUCAGAGACCCUAAAAAGGACGAGGUGCAGAAGCAGAUGAUGGCGUUUGCGCGGGUCGGCCAGGAUGAGCGCCACAAGGCCGUGGAGCAGUCCAACUCACUGUUUGCGUCCGAGCAGUCUGAGGUGCUGUGGAAGAAGGGCUACGAAAUGCUGGACAAGCUACUAUUGGACACGGAGUUUUCUUACGAGAAGGACUUUCUGCCCGGACUAGGCAUGUUCAACAUUAACAACGUGGACGGAAACAUGUACUUAACCCAGAGUCAUCUCAACCACUCGUGCGAACCCAAUGUGGAUGUCAAGAACGUGGGCCGAACGCAGGGCAUUUCUGUGCGUGCCAAGCGAGAUAUCAAGACCGGAGAAGAACUGUUCACCACGUAUGUAAACCCUGAGCACCAGUUGGAUGACCGACGAUACAAUCUGCGAGUCAACUGGGGCUUCAACUGCAACUGUACCCGGUGCAAGAGGGAGGAGAGAGAGGAGAUGGAAUACCUGGACGAGCUGGUGUCCAACUGGACCAUUGAGCACAAGCGCAAGGAGAUGAAGGAGGAGAAGAAGGAGCGAACUCGAACCAGAACCCGAAGUGUUCAUUUCGAUAAGGAGCCUGAGGUGGUGGCAUGA